Molecule: messenger RNA, 588 nt
Organism: Metarhizium robertsii ARSEF 23
Lineage: Eukaryota; Fungi; Ascomycota; Sordariomycetes; Hypocreales; Clavicipitaceae
Product: ankyrin repeat protein
Exons: 2
Coding region: 1-588 (195 amino acids)
Source: RefSeq, a predicted model, not a curated record
AUGGAAUUCUUACCAGCCAUUAAGGGCGAGGACGACACCGACCUCGAGCGCGAAAGGCUGUUGACCUCGAUCAACAACUUCAAGAGACAACUGAAUAUCAUCCGUAGGGGACCAAAAGCCCUUGAGGAAUACGUAUUGGCGUUUAUCGACGGACUACAGUCAGAGCACCAGACAUUCUGCCGAGCUGAGGAUGCCGGGCUGCUGGCAUCGGAAGGCCAGUCAUUGAUUCAGCGUCUAAAGACGACAUCACUAUACCAGAGAGGUAUCACAACAAAGGAACAAAUUGAAAUUAAGCUAAAGAGUUAUCUGGACACGAAAGAUUUCACUUAUGCUUCUGACUUCCGAAGCAUUCCCGGGAAUGAGGAAGAAUCGCAUCCCUGGAUUGGAUGCCUGGAUAACUUCCGCAGGUUUCUCUGUGGUUGUCGGGAAGCAAAGGUCACGCCUGUCAAGAUCGCCAUCAUCGAUGAUGGCAUGGGCGACCCAUCCCUCCAGCGGGCAAUCGCAAUGGGCAAGAGCUUCUCGCACUAUCCCAACUCAACCGAGUUCAUGAAUUCUUAUUUCGUUCCAUCGGGCAAGCACGGAACUUAG